Messenger RNA from Anguilla anguilla (European eel), 5187 nucleotides. RefSeq names its product transcription elongation regulator 1-like protein. Lineage: Eukaryota; Metazoa; Chordata; Actinopteri; Anguilliformes; Anguillidae. The coding region runs from base 1021 to 2829 and encodes 602 amino acids. The transcript has 14 exons. Gene Ontology annotation, molecular function: RNA polymerase binding; transcription coregulator activity. Gene Ontology annotation, cellular component: nucleus. The record is from RefSeq and is a predicted model, not a curated record.
UUUGAUGCAGACAUGCACUGAUAUCUGACGAAUAGCCUUACUGAAAUGUCUCAUGAAGUCAGAUAAUUAAUGGACAUAUUUCUCACCGACAGUGUAUAUACUGAUUACAUAUGCUAUGGUCUGUGAAUGAGGACUACAUAUUCAAUCAAAGUUUGAAGGGGUUCCAGAAUUUAAGUAAAAUGCCUUUAGGGCACAGUUGAACCAUCCUCUCGUAUAAAAGAGGAAGCAAAAGUAAUUACAAAUAUGUACUUUUUGGAGAAAUCUGGAUUACCAUUAUUGUUGCAGCCUAUUUUAAGAAAUUAAUUUUAUGCGCUUUGCAAGACCCAAACCGAGCAUCCCUCCUAUGCUGUGGUAGGCUGAUGGUCGUUGCCGUUCAAUUCUGAGGAGGGAACUGACGAACGUUUCGAGUGGAACUGCUGGGAUAACCGCGUUCUAUUAGCUUACUAUUCGAACAUUCAAAAGGAGGGCUUGCGCUGUAAACAUCUCAUUAUCCGUUUAACGCUGAACAACUUUCUUUGCUGAGAAAAAUAGUGCAGAGCACGCAUUCAGGAAAAAAAGAAAGAAAGAAAAGCUUUGAGGUGUUUCUUUUCCCCUAAUGAACGAGUCCAGUGUAAGGGGUGGUGUACUCCAGCAGGGAGGAGGGUGGACCGCCUGAGAGAUACUCAGUGACAGUGAACGUCUCAGCUGGAUUGCCAUAGAGCUCUCGAGACACGCUCGCAUCUACUUAGGACUGACGGUUUCAGGAUGUUUUUGGAAAACGUGCGUCUUCUGUUUGACUGUGAGAUCACCUCAGAUUCCUUCCAUUAUUGACUGUUCUGACAAUCGGAAUCAUAUUGUGUCAGAAUCUAAAUAAUAUCCUUGGAUACCGGAAGGAAUUGCAAUUUUUUUCUUACUUGGGGAAAUAAUAAACGAAUAUGAUGGAUAAACGGUGAUGCUAGUGAUGAUACUAGUAGAUAACUGAAGCUGAUCAUAAGACACAUUUAAGGAUACCAGCCGAGUCUGUUGGGUGUAGGAUGUAGAAUGCUUCCCAUUCGGAGAUUAAAGGGUCAGCCGCAGCUGUGGCCGAUGAGUGCCGAGCCUCCUCCUUGGGUCUGGGUCCUCCCGGCAACCUCCGGGCUCUGCAGGAUGGGUGCAUCGGCACCCCCUCCGUUGCUAAUCGCCUCUCACCCACCUCCGCUGCUGCAAGCGGUUUCCACGAGCUGGCAACUGUCCUGUGAUCCGUUCCUGCCUUUGAUGCGAAUACCGUCAGCACCAGAACCAACUAUUCAUCAGUUUCCCCUGCCGAGUGUUCAGUGGGAGCUACCAUCUCAACCCCCGGUCCUGGGGUUCCAGCCUUCCACAACCGUGGAUUUGGUCCCUGUGUUCCCCCAUGUUUACCACUCGGUCCUGCCCCCUCCUUUUGGCAAGAGAUGGGUUGAAAAGAGGUUCCCAGAAUACAAGGUUUAUGUAAACAAUGCCCUAGCCUUGGACACCACCUGGCCGGGUUCUGAGGAUAUAGGAAUCUUCCAGAGGCAUGAGAAACCUCUGCUGAUGACAAAUCAAAUGGCAAUGAGCAUAUCUAGGCCAACCGCUGCCUCCAGGAAUUUUCGCACUCUGUUUGUGUCACCUCAGCGUAUAUCAGGGUGCCCUGUGGCCAUCAAGAGGGUGGGAAGCCACAAGAGGAUCGCGUUGGCGGCCGCGGCCAUGAUGGCCAUGGAGUCGGAGGGCUCCCAGGGACCUGCGGCCCCCUCGCCCAGCCAGCCCAUCCACCUGUUCUCCCUCUCCCCGAUCAGGAUCCCCAUCCUCUCUGCGCCAGUUUCAGGUGUCAGUUUCCGUGAUGGACGGCUUGGCCCAGUGCUGCCAGCGCAGAUCACCAGGGUGGCGUCACUGUCCGCGCCGGGGGUGACUUUUGUAGCUGGCGACUGGACAGAGCAGCCAGUGACAGAUAAAAGCUUAGAUAUGAAGAAAGCAGCAUGUGCUGGGACCUUGGUGCUGCACGAUGAUCAGAAGCCUGAAGACAAAAAUGAGAUUGAACCACUCAAGAUCUCCAUUGAAGAAGACAAUGCCCCUAAAGACAAGCGACCUGUGGCCUCCACGCCUGUCCCUGGAUCACCCUGGUGUGUGGUGUGGACAGGGGAUGACCGGGUGUUCUUCUUCAAUCCCACGAUGCAGCUGUCGGUUUGGGAAAAACCUGUAGAUUUAAAAGGCCGGGGGGAUCUGAACAGGAUUCUCGAAGAUCCUCCACACAAACGCAAAAAGGACUCAUUAUCCACUGAAGAAGGGUCCAACUCCUCCUCUGGCAAUGAUGAGGAUGGCGAAGAGCACACUGCAAAAACUAAAAGGAACAAAAUGGAGGAUCCCAUUGAAGCAGAUGAAGAGAACACGGGAGAGGGAGAAAAAUGUGCCAAGACGUUUCCUCAUCGGACAAUUCUGCCCUUGGAACUGAGGAUCGCCCACUUCAGGGACAUGCUUCUUGAAAGAGGGGUGUCAGCAUUCUCUACAUGGGAAAAAGAGUUGCAUAAAAUAGUGUUUGAUCCACGAUAUCUCUUACUGACAUCAGAAGAAAGAAAACAGAUAUUUGAUCAGUUUGUAAAGGCUCGAAUGAAAGAGGAGUACAAGGAAAAAAAGGGCAAACUACAACAGGCUAAAGAGGAAUUUAGAAAGCUUCUUGAGGAGUCAAAAAUUACAUCCAGGUCAACAUUCAAGGAAUUCUCUGAAAAAUAUGGCAGAGACCAGCGUUUCAAACAAGUUCAGAAAAAGAAAGACCAGGAGCACUUCUUCAAUCAGUUUGUCAAUGCACUCAAGAAACGAGACAAAGAAAACAGACUAAGACUGAGGAAGAUGAGAUGAAAAGCCAUGAGCUUUGCUAUAAACUAUUCUUUAAACUGUGAAGGGAUUUCUGACCACUAAAUGAAAUAGUCAGUUUUGUAAAGUAUCUGUCAAUAUCCCUGAAUCAAUACUUCACAAGGACAAAGCAGCCAAACAUCCACCCAGAACAUCUGUAAACUGGUGAUGCCUGACUUGACUGUGUGGAAUAUGAAGUCAAUGCUCAGAGAUUAAAUGUUUCAUAUUGAAGCUUUGUUUUAAAAUUCUGUGUUUCACGUGCUCAGAUCUCAGUAAAAAGCGUGGAUUUAGCAUUAAUGGUGUUAAGUACAAUGCAUAAUUACAUGUAUAACUAUCUUUGAUACAGUAUGCAUGUGUGUGUCUCAUAUAUAUGCCACCUGGUCUCACGACCCAUUUGUAUCUAUUCAAUGAAUUUCUAGAACCCUAAAAUUCAUACUUUUUCGAUGAAUGAGGGACUCAAGGAAAGGUACGGCAACAAUAUUAUAUUCCAACAUGAAUAUUUCCAACAUUUGUAGACGACCAUUAUUAUUCCAUAAAUGGAUUUUAAUGUAAUAUGAUGUAUAAUUAUGCAGCUUUUUCUUGUUUCCUUUAUGUGUGUGGGCGGCUACAUCUAUAUCCCAUGUACCAUGUCCUGUUUUGUAUUACCAAUCUCUUAGUGAGCUACAUGCCAAGCCAUCAUUGGUGACUCACCUUAAUUGUUUCACUGGUGAAAGAAAAAUAGCGGAUUUUUGUUCCGGUUCAUAUUGUUUCGAAGUAAGUCGUCAAGUCAUGCAAUGUGAAGGGUCCCUCAUUUGGUGGAUAGGUACGAAUUUUAGGGUUCUGGAAAUCUGUUGAAUUGAUGCAAAUGGGUUGUGAGACCAGGUUGAGAUAUGUGUAUGCACACAGUACACAUGCUGACAUGCAUAUGUAAAUGUACAAGGGAUUCUGGAUUUAUGAUGCACUGAAACUAUGGAAAACAUUUAACAUUUUGAAAUAUUGAGGAACAAAAAUAUUUAUUGAUGGUAUUGUGUAUUGAUGGAUUUUCUGAUGUUGUCUAAAAGUGCAUUGUGGUUAAAGCCAGACAAUGGUAUUUCAUAGAAAGGAUAUCCUUUGACAUUAUUUAAGAGAGUACAGACACUGUCAUAAGUCUUCAUUAAUGUAAAAAAUAGAUAAUUGCUAAUAAUAAAUGUGCAUUCUGUGUAGGAAGACAUUCUAAAACAUAUCCUAAGGACUGUAGUAUUCGUUUUGGAUUUGCAGUGCUUUGUUUGUUAAAAUGCUAGAUAGGUACUAAUUGAUUCUUUUACUAAGUAAUGUUUUCUCAUUUAUUUUUCAAUUAAAGGUUUUGUGGAUUCUGUGUUGAUACAUUAACCUCCUGCUUUAAUCAAUAUUUAAAUCAAGGAAAAUUCAAUUGUAAAGUACUCCCUUUUCUCCAGAGCCAAACAAAUGAGGUCCAAGUUCUCUGGUCUUAACAUGGGUGGCAACAAAGAAAAAAAAAAGGAAGUUUCAUCACACAGACCUUGGGAUGUACAGUAUGAUCAUCCACUGGUGGUCAAUCAAGGUGUGGCCAGAUUUUACUUAUGUGCUACUCUGAGUGGAAUGAUUACAAGACCUUUAAUAAUUUCACAGCAGUGAUUCCAAGCUACUGUAUCUACAGAACAUCUUAUAAAAACCAUAGAGCAUGUGAAAGUGUUUCAAAUGAUAAACUCAAUGGUUUAAGUCUUCAGCUCUAUCAUUCUGCCAUGUCAUGCUCAAUUCUCUUUGGGAACCAGGUGGUCGUUUCCUAAAUUUUCUCUAUCCUCUCUCCUUCUGUACUCUAGGCAAUACCAGGUAGCAGGAUGUGAUGGUGUUGCAUUGCGAUUUAUGAAUACUCAUACAACCGAUACUGUCUAUUGUCACCCCGUCAUGUAUAAGAUGUAUACAUUACAUUACAGGCAUUUAGCAGAUGCUCUUAUCCAGAGACUUACACAAUUUUUUUUUUUUUUUUUUUUUUUUACAUAGCAUUUACAAUGUAUCCAUUGCUCAAGGGUACAACGGCACUGUCCUGGCAGGGACUUGAACCUACAAGAUUUAGGUUACAUGGCCAACUCCUUACAUUUACAAAAAUAAGUAAACCAGUUAAUGUAUUAAUUAUUGAAGGCCUGAAUCUGCUUUAUUAAAACUGCAGACAAUGACCUACAGCAAAACGUUUAACUCGUGGAAGUCUAUAUCUAUAACUGCCUACAUUUUAAAAUAUCUAAAAGCAUGUUAGGCAUCAUUAAUCCAGAUGAAAUCCAAUUAAAUCAAAGGAAGGAUUUUCUGGUAGAGAAAGGAAGGUGAAAUAGUUACAAUAAAAUACCAUUGUGUAAAAUAAGACUAUUAAAAGGUGGGUUGUCACUAAUGCAGAUA